AUGACAACCCACCAGUCCAUUUUUGUUAUUGGAAUGAGAGGAAUAGGGAAGACGACCAUGGGAAAGUGGCUUGCGGAGUUGUUGUCCUGGACCUUUGUCGAUCUAGAUGAGAUGAUUGCCGAACAGAACGGACUUAAAUCUGCGGAUUUAAUCCGGCGCUUUGGCUGGGAAAAUUUUCGACCUCGAGAGGUCGCUGCUCUGAAGGAGGUUAUGAAGACAAGGCCACAAGGCCAUGUCGUCUCAUGCGGCGGUGGAAUUGUCGAAACGGAAGAGGCACGCAUCUUGCUGAAAGAAUGGCACGCCAACGGCAUAGUUCUUCUUGUUCAUCGUGAUAUGAAAGAAGUGGCCGAAUAUCUUCUUGCCGAUAAAACUCGGCAUGAAUUCCCACAAGACAUACAACAAACCUAUGAGCGCCGAAAGCCGUGGUUUGAUGAGUGCAGCAAUCUUUCUUAUCUUAGUCCGCGUCCUCAUCAUGGCGAUGGGAUUCCCCAACAUUUUGAGAGCUUUGUGUCUGGCAUAGAAUGGCGCGCGCUUGAGGAUGGUAGGGCAAUUUUGAUGGAAAAGUCGUCGCCAUCUUCAUAA
This is a messenger RNA of Penicillium longicatenatum, 582 nucleotides long. Its product is annotated as shikimate kinase. The record is from RefSeq and is a predicted model, not a curated record. The transcript has a single exon. Gene Ontology annotation, biological process: chorismate biosynthetic process. Gene Ontology annotation, molecular function: 3-phosphoshikimate 1-carboxyvinyltransferase activity. Bases 1 to 582 code for a protein of 193 amino acids. NCBI's taxonomy places the organism in Eukaryota, Fungi, Ascomycota, Eurotiomycetes, Eurotiales, Aspergillaceae.